AUGGAUAUGAACUUGCACAUGAAUGUUCGCCCUGGGGCCAUUGAUAAUGACGGGCAUGGAUGUUGACUAAGAAUACUGAGGUGGGCUUAACUUCGCUACUGAUAGUUGUCCUUGCGACAGAUUCGUCCGGAUUCGUCCGGAUAUUACUGGAGCUGGGUCUUGUCACCCUUUUUCUGGUACUGAGGCUGGUGAGCAUGGCUGUUCCGCGGAGUAUAUAUGUAGGCCCUCUCCCAGGGAUUGUUAGUCGACGCCGCCAUGGUGUUAUUAGUGCAGUGGUCUCCCCAGCUGGCACGGGUAUCCGUGAGCAUCAGCACAAGGAACGUUCAGACGGACUCAACGGUGCAAGUGAGUAGAUGUUG
Molecule: messenger RNA, 359 nt
Organism: Bipolaris sorokiniana ND90Pr
Lineage: Eukaryota; Fungi; Ascomycota; Dothideomycetes; Pleosporales; Pleosporaceae
Exons: 1
Coding region: 60-353 (97 amino acids)
Source: RefSeq, a predicted model, not a curated record